Messenger RNA from Schistocerca gregaria, 554 nucleotides. RefSeq lists its product as uncharacterized. NCBI's taxonomy places the organism in Eukaryota, Metazoa, Arthropoda, Insecta, Orthoptera, Acrididae. The coding region runs from base 168 to 554 and encodes 128 amino acids. The record is from RefSeq and is a predicted model, not a curated record. The transcript has 2 exons.
UCGAAAGAAGUUUAACAAUUACUAUUAUAUUUGUAGUAACUUUAAUUAUUUACUCAACUACAAGUGAUCUUUUAAUUCUAGACAUAGAGAGUCAAAUUAAUAACCAAGAGAUUAUAAUUGGCCAGACAGCUAGAAAAACCCUUGUAUUAGAGCCGCCGAGAUAUCGUAUGAGAGAUUGUAUUGAGACAGAUAAACUGGAUAGUAGUGCCAUUGAAUACAUUAAAGAAGUUCAGAAAUUGGUAACUGAUGGAAUACUAUCCGAUAUCUGUGAAAAUAUAUCGACAAUGGAAGAAUAUUGUAUCUGUGCGGCAGUAGCUGGGUUUCUGUUGCGUCAUAAUAAGGAUUUUAAUUCUGUUGAAAGACAAGAUAUUUUUAUACUCAAUCACGCAACACAGCGAGUGAUUGAUUCGGGUCUACCAUUUGGGGAAGCCAUUAUUUCAGAAUCACAAGAAAGUGAAACUGGACCAAAUCAAAGUUUAUUAAGUUUAUUUUUACAAGGUGCAUUCUUUUGUAUUAAUAGAUGUAUACCGUGUAGAAACAGAAGUGAAACGUGA